Molecule: messenger RNA, 2258 nt
Organism: Macadamia integrifolia
Lineage: Eukaryota; Viridiplantae; Streptophyta; Magnoliopsida; Proteales; Proteaceae
Product: pentatricopeptide repeat-containing protein At2g17670
Exons: 3
Coding region: 118-1527 (469 amino acids)
Molecular function (GO): protein binding
Source: RefSeq, a predicted model, not a curated record
UAUAAAUUACCUCAAGCCUCGAGAGCCAGAAGCCACCUUAAAGACUUAAACCUCCUGUUACUGCGCGGUGGUAGCAGAAGAAGAAGCAGCAGCAGCAGAAAGGAAGAAGUAGAGGCAAUGGGAAAGAUCUCUCCAUCACUCCGUACUUCAUUUCCCGUUACCGGCCUCCUGAAAAACCCAACCUCCUCUCCGACUCCGUCUGUUCCUCUGCCCCGCCAUGUUCCCUCCUCCUCUAAGAAACCCCCCUCCAAAAAGAAACAACCCAAAACCGAUAGGACCCCUGAUUCCAAUUCCAUGAUGGCAUUCAAAUCCCCAAGUCUCUCCGACGCUAAGAAGACCUUCAAUUCCAUCCUCUCCACUUCCCCUGCGCAGCAACUCGAUCCCCGUUUUCACAAUGCACUCCUCCAGUCCUUCUCCUUGGUUUCUUCCACCCCUCAAGAUUCCCUCUCCUUCCUGGACUACAUGACCAAAACCCACCCCUCUUUCAUCCCUAAUCGCUACACCUACCACAUCCUUCUCUCCCAUUCUUGCAAGUCUCCCUCCGAUUCUAACCUCUCCUCUCUCCGCAAAACCCUCGAUCUCAUGACCCACGACGGCUUUCCUCCCGACCAGAGCUCAGUCGACCUCGUUGUUCGUUCUCUCUGCUCUGUCGGUCGCGAAGACCUCGCUGUCGAAAUGGUCAAGGAAUUCUCGCUCAAACACUCUCCACCCGAUUCCUUCACCUACAAUUUCUUCAUUCGGCAUCUCUCCAAGACCAGGGUUUUAAGUAGCGUUUACUCUCUCAUCGAAGAUUUGCAGAAUUCGGUCAACUUGAAGCCUGACCUUGUCACUUACACUAUCUUGAUUGAUUCAGUUUGUAGAAGUAAGAAUCUUCGCGAGGCUACUCGGCUGCUUGGAGUCCUGCGUGAGUCUGGGUUUAAGCCCGAUUGUUUCCUUUAUAACACCAUUAUGAAAGGUUACUGUAUAUUGGAUAGCGGAAGUGAGGUGAUUGGGGUUUAUAAGAAGAUGAUGGAGGAUGGGGUCGAACCUGAUCUUGUCACAUAUAAUACCUUGAUUUAUGGAUUGUCCAAGGCUGGCAGAGUGAACGAAUCUCGAAAAUUUCUCCGUGUAAUGGCAGAAAUGGGGCAUUUCCCUGAUGCAAUUACCUACACGUCUCUCAUGAACGGAAUGUGUAGGAAAGGGGACGCAUUGGGAGCACUCGAGCUAUUGGAAGAGAUGGAACAGAAGGGUUGCAGUCCUAAUUCUUGCACUUAUAAUACGUUACUUCAUGGUUUGGGUAAAUCGCGGUUUUUGGAUAAAGGUGUGGAGCUGUACGAGAUGAUGAAGUCGAGUGGGAUGAAGCUGGAGACAGCUUCUUAUGCUACGUUUGUGAGGGCAUUGUGUAGGGCUGACAGAAUUGCAGAGGCUUAUGGAGUUUUUGAUUAUGCGGUGGAGAGUAAGAGCUUGACAGAUGUUGCGGCAUACUCCGCACUGGAGAGUUCCCUUAAGUGGCUAAAGAAAACCAGGGGACAAGGGACAGAGUUGUAAGUUCAGUUACAGUUAGACAUGCUGAAUAUAUUUUGGUGUCAGCUGUUUGGUUUUGAACGUUUGACCAACUUCUACCAUCUGUGUUGGAGAUGCUGCAGCAGGGUAACGCCGCCUGCUUGGGAGCUUCAGUAAACACCAAAAGACAUACUACCAAAUGUGGUCUCUGAUCAACAAUGGUGUGCUUGAAGGCUUGUUGGAAUUUAUUUAUUUAUUUUUUCGGCUGAACAGAGGAGUUAUUGACCAGCUCAACAGGGUAUGAGGAAGGCCCGGAACCUUUUACCCACAAAAGCUAUGAUCAUGUUUUCCAGGCAUUAAAAGCCUUUUUUUUUUCCUUCGGUUAGAUGGUCCAUUUCUGUGAUAAGCCCUCGGUUGCAUUUAUUUUGUGGUUUAUCUAUUAUAGAUAUUCAGGUUGGUAAGUGCAACGAGUUAACAAAUGGUUUCAUGAAUUAUUUAGUCACAGACCAACAAUUACAUAGCAUCCUGUUAGUCCAUGUUUAGACCUCAAUCAUGGUUUCAUUCUGCAAAUAUAAUUGUAAAAUACUAGGCCAGGUGUGCAAUGACAGAAAUAUCAAAAUGUCUCAGUUGUCUGCCUGAGGUUAUCAGGUAUAUGGGUUCUCUGCGGUUGUAAGGUGAUGGUUUGUCCCGAAACAUAUGCUGCUUGGUUUAUCAGAAUUUUUGUUUUAAUUUUUAAUUUUUUAUUUAAUUUAUUUUAUUUUAUUUUAUUAUUAUUA